AUGAAUAAGGCAAACCUGAAACUCAUCCAAAAUGUGCAGUAUUAUGUUAGUUUUGUUUACACUGAGAAGACCCUAUUGGAUUCAGCUUGGAGAUCUAGUUCUGGUGUUCAGUGUGUCAUCUGGUGUCUGAUGUAUCCGCCGGUGGUACUCCUGCUGCUGGCCUUGCCGGCUCUGGCCUCGGCCCAAGGUCGAGACUGGCUACAGCGCAAACGGGUAAUGGACCCUCUGAGGGACGUCGUUCCUCAACUAUCAGGUUUAGCUUAUCUGACUAUAAGAAGAGCAAAGAUGUCAUCCGAUGAUUUUGAUUUCGAGGGAACCAACCUGGAGUGGCAGGGGUGGACGGGUAGUCUCCCCGACGGAGCCGUGUCCAUUUACAAUGGCUACACAAAGACAUAUGACUACAUCUGCAAGAACCAGUGCGAUUCCGGCUACUUCAGACCCAGCGAAAGCCCGACCUGUGUCUAUCCCUACAAUGGCAAUGCAAUCCGAACCGAAGACUUUUCCUUGCUGGUCAACAAAGACAAAUUUGAAAUCCUGGAGUGGCAGGAGGGCGCCCACGGUUCGGUGGCGUGGAACGCGGUCAAGAACUGCAAGGAGAGCGACAAAUACGUUGGCAAGAACCAAUAUGGUCUGGGCAAGGUGCAUGUCAGCCAUCAAGUCUUUUACUUGCCCUGGGGGGGAAAAGAGUACAACUACCCCACAGAGUACAUGUUCUUGACCAUCAAUGAAGAUGUUCAGGAGGACCACAUGCUGGCCGUGCACUACUACACCGAUGGCAUCAAUGUGGUGGAGCAUCCCCCGGAGAUGAUGAAGAACGACAGUAUCAAAAACCUCGACUGUCUGGAAGCCACGGUCACUGACACCCUCAGUAAGACCAACAAGGUGGAGCACAAGUGGCAGCACACCUUCAGCCUCUCCCUCGCAGCCAGCACCACCAUCACCACCGGUAUCCCCUCCCUGGCCAAGGCAGGCAUUCGCUUUAGUACAGAGACCAACAUUGCCAUCACCAUGGGCACCACUUACACCGAGACCAACGAGCACAAACUUAAGUUGACACUAAUCGUCCCGCCCAACCACUUGUGCAGAAUCCACAUGGUGGGCAAGAAGUACGGAGCGGAUAUCCCGUACACGGCGCGCCUCAAACGCACUUUUACUAACGGCGAGGUCAAGUGGACCACCGUCAGCGGGACCUACAGCAGCGUCCAGAUCUCGGAGGUCAACGGCGUGGUAGACCGCUGCAAACCGCUGCCAGACGCCAAGCCUUGCUAAAACGAACACUUGUUUUGACUUGUUACAAGAAUAAUAAAACCGACAUCCACAUCA
This is a messenger RNA of Syngnathus typhle (broad-nosed pipefish), 1323 nucleotides long. RefSeq names its product natterin-3-like. Bases 1 to 1269 code for a protein of 422 amino acids. NCBI's taxonomy places the organism in Eukaryota, Metazoa, Chordata, Actinopteri, Syngnathiformes, Syngnathidae. The record is from RefSeq and is a predicted model, not a curated record. The transcript is spliced from 3 exons.